GUAUUAGUGUCUCAAAUAGUUUCGUUUCCAAAAGCUGUCACUGUCACCAUACUGUCACAGCUGUCAAAACAAUUGACAUUUUUUCCAAUUCUCGACAGCGAUUACGACCACUUUUCGCCAUAUAAUUAUUUAAUAGACUGAAGGAUGGGCGGACAUGGUCACGCACCUUAUGUGGUCCCUGACUACAAGCAGUUCCAGGUGAAGGGAAUCAAGCAGCUCGAGGAGCUGGAGAAGGCCUUGGCCCAGAAGGGACUUAAGGACCCCUGGAUCAGAAACGAGGCUUGGAGAUACAACCCCGGUUUCGGCACCAGAUGGAGUCGCGCCAAGAAAGUGUUCUUCCGCGGCUUCCCGAUUGGUCUGGGCCUAGCGCUGAUCACCGCUGGAGCCGAGAAGAUGCUCGGAGGACAUGAUGACCAUGGUCAUGGGGGUGGACAUCAUUAAGUUAUUCAAUGCUGUGUUAGAAAAUAAAUUAUUGAUAGUUUA
Molecule: messenger RNA, 483 nt
Organism: Leguminivora glycinivorella
Lineage: Eukaryota; Metazoa; Arthropoda; Insecta; Lepidoptera; Tortricidae
Gene: ND-B12
Product: NADH dehydrogenase [ubiquinone] 1 beta subcomplex subunit 3
Exons: 3
Coding region: 145-441 (98 amino acids)
Biological process (GO): mitochondrial respiratory chain complex I assembly; electron transport chain
Cellular component (GO): mitochondrion
Source: RefSeq, a predicted model, not a curated record